AAUUUACUGAUUACUAAUAUUACUAAUAAUUAUAUUUAUUUACCCUUACAACAUUAUAUACACCAUCACGUAUACGUGUCUUCUACGCAUCAUCUUCAACGACAAUACUCUACUGCUCUGCUUUGGUGGUCGACGUAACUUUCAUCUUCAGAAGAGACAUUAUUUGGGAAGUUUCUGGAUAAGAAAGGUUUUAGACAGACCCCAGCUUCACAAACAGAUGGCAAUUUGUGGUGAUCUUGGACGUGUUUUUAUUGUGGGUCCCGUUUUUAGAGCUGAGGAUUCUAAUACCCAUAGACACCUGUGUGAAUUCACAGGCCUUGAUUUCGAAAUGGAGAUAAAAGAGCAUUAUUCUGAGGUGAUGGAUAUCGUGGACUAUGUUUUUGUUAAUAUGUUUAACAAGUUGAAUGAAAGAUGCCAGGAAGAUCUAGAAGCUAUUAAGAAGCAAUAUCCUUUCACGCCUUUAAAGUAUGGAACUGAAUUCUAUAUACUACACCGCUACCCUCUUGCAGUUCGACCUUUCUAUACAAUGCCUUGUCCAGACAACGCAUUAUAUAGCAACUCAUUUGAUGUUUUUAUUAGAGGGAGGAGAUAAUUUCUGGGUCUCAACGUGUGCUAAGACCUGAACUUCUGGAGGCACGUGACCCUCGAAGGCUAGAACCGUAAUUUUACGUUCUUUAGUGAUGGAUCUUUUUGGUAUAUAUGUUCAGCAAAAUCUAUUAUAUUUUUUUGACAGUAUUUUUAAUCUUUUUUUUUUUUCUUUAGCGAUAUGGAUUUUUUUCAGCAUUGAGCCCUGUGCUAAUUUGUCUAGAUACAACCACUACAAAAGAAAGUAAAUUGUAGGUUCAUGACUAUUCUAUG
This is a messenger RNA of Lactuca saligna, 858 nucleotides long. The record is from the annotation of a GenBank genome assembly. Lineage: Eukaryota; Viridiplantae; Streptophyta; Magnoliopsida; Asterales; Asteraceae.